CGUGUGUCAGUUACCCUCCUGGAGGCAGCCGUGUGUCAGUUACCCUCCUGGAGGCAGCAGUGUGUCAGUUACCCUCCUGGAGGCAGCCGUGUGUCAGUUACCCUCCUGGAGGCAGCAGCGUGUCGGUGACGCGCCUCUCUCCGGCUGCCCGCUCAGGAACGGAUGUGAUGAACCGGCGCUGAGCGGCGACGACAGGCCGACAUGGCGGAAGAGGACAAGCGGGUCCGGGUUCUCCAGAGCCUGCGGGGGAAAAUAUGUGAAGCUAAGAACCUCGGUCCGGUCUCGGGUCCAAACCGACAACGGGACCUCUGCACCUUCUGCACCAUCAGUCUGGACCAGGAGGAGGUGUUCCGCACCAAGGUGUUCGACAAGAGCGUCAGCCCGUUCUACGGAGAGGACUUCUACUUCGAGAUCCCACGGCCUUUCCAGUGUUUGUCCUUCUACAUCUACGCCAAGAGUGUGUUCCAGAGGGAGCUCCCUGUGGGCAAGGUGUCCAUCCAGAAGGACGAGCUGUGUAAGUUCAGUGGGAGGGAGCUCUGGUGUGGGCUGCACCCCGUGGACGCCAACUCAGAAGUCCAGGGUAAAGUUCACCUGGAGAUGAGGCUGAAUGAGGUGAUCACCGUGAGCGGCUCCAUGGGCCAACAACUCCUCGUCCGGAUCAUCGAGUGCCAGGGUCUUCCUCUGAUCAGCGGGCAGAACUGUGACCCGUAUGCCACCGUGUCGCUGGUGGGACCCGCCAGGUGUGACCAGAAGAAGACGAAGGUGAAGAAGAAAACCAGCAACCCUCAUUUUGAAGAGACCUUCUCCUUCGAGGUCACCCGGCUGGGCAGCUACACCAAGAAGUCUCACUUCCAGGUGGAAGAGGAGGACAUCGAAAAGCUGGAGAUCAAAGUGGACCUGUGGAACAAUGAGAGUCUGGCUCAGGACGUGUUCCUGGGGGAGACCAGGGUCCCCGUGAAGGUCCUGAGGAACGCCCACAUCCACAAAGCCUGGUACCUCCUCCAGCCCAAGGGGACCAGCAGCAGGCCCCGGUGUGAGGAGCUGGGCUCUCUGCGUCUGAAGCUGACCUACAUCCAGGACACGGUGCUGCCGCCGGGCUGCUACACGGCGCUCUGCAGCCUGCUGCUGCGCUCACCUGACGUCAAGCCCAUCUCGGCCUCUGCGGCCCACAUCCUGGGGGAGGUGUGCGGUGGCCGUUCUGAGGCGGUGCAGCCGACGGCUCGUCUGCUGCUGCAGAGCCAGCGGCUGCUGCCCUACGUCUGCGCUGUGGCGGAGCUGGAGCUGGACCACACCCAGGAGGUCAACACUAUCUUCCGGGGGAACUCUCUGGCGACUCGCUGCAUCGACGACAUGAUGAAGAUCGUUGGGAAGAAUUACCUCACAGUGAUCCUGAAGCCUGUGAUAGACGAGAGUCGCGUUCCGAUGUAUUAUUGGACCCCAGCCCCUAUAGCGGGACCCCAGCUCCUCUUAAGGGACCCAGCCCCUCAACCUGCUCUCAUGAUGUGUUUCCUGUCUGCAGAUGCGUGUGCCAGUCUGGCGGUCUACCAGGGUCCUCAGCGGGACCAGGAGGACUACUCCAAGUUCACCAUCCAGGAACCCAAAGAGACCUUCCAGACCCUCAAGCAGCUCCGGAACAUCAUGGAGGACCUCCAGAAGCAGCACCGCGUCAGGAGCGACAGCACGGCGCAGUACGGGAGCCUGGACAACCCCAUCGUCGGGAAAUGCUCUUAACCCGGAGAGGAGGCGUGGCCUGAACGCCGUACCAGCUGGUGCCGUAGCCUGAAGGGUCCUAGAGGGUCCUGAAGGAGUCACUGUCCCAGUGAGACCGCCCGCUGUGAGUCCAGGAGAUCCACCCUGUCCUCCAGACAGCAUGAGUCCACUACAGACGAGGAACCAGACCCCUUCUGUUGGCUCCUCCCCCCUCGGCCCCUCUCAAGAGUCCUCCUGGUCCUCCUGGUCCUCUUGACUUCAUCACGGUAGAUUCUGUGUGAAUAAGCCGCUCAUCUUUUAUAUGUUUUAUAUCAGCAGCUGUGAUGCAGCGCUCCUCUCUCCAGAGGUUACUCCUCCUAUUGGAUCCCUCCUCUGUGAUUGGUCCACAGAGAGCUAUGACUCCAGAUGGGCUCUGAUUGGUCCACAGCGAGCGCUAUGACGACGGCGUGUGAGCGCCACACUGACGACCGAUAGACAUGUGACGUGAAUGGUGUCUUCUGAUUGGCUGUCGGGUGGCGAUGGACUCCACUUGUAAAGCUUUGUAGUGUAUUUAUAGUUCUAGACGUUCUGAUCAUAUCAGAGGAACCGAUCGCCUUAUUGAUCACACAUUAACGAUGCAGCAGCACUUUACACGUCUGGAGCGCUCCAGAUGAACCGAUCGGGUGAAUUGAUCAGAUACUUGUUAUCAGCAUUUUGAUCAGUUACAUGAUCGUGAAUAAUAAUUUUUUGUUUUAAUUUGUGUAUAAUAACUUUUAUAGAUUUUAAAGAUAUAUUUCUUGACCAAAGACAGUUUCAUAAUUUUUACUUGAAAAAAAUAAAAUAAUGUAUUUUAAAUAUAAUUUUUCUUUAAAUGGAGUAAAUUAUAUUUAUGUGUAUAUAUAUAUAUACGUUAUAUAUAUAUACACACACAUUUUAUAUAUGUAUAUAUAUAUGUAUAUAUAUGUUCAUGUUCAUGUGUGUGUGUUUGUAUUUUGUCAAAAUAUUUGUUUAACUCUUUAGUGUCUUCUGUCUGGAUCCUGAUGGCAGAUGAUUGGUUGAUUGAUUGGUUGGUUGGUUGAUUGAUAUGUUGAUUGAUUGAUUGAUUGAUUGAUUGAUAGUUGUAGUCGUGUUCCCUGUGAUUGUGAAUCUUGUUUACAGUGAACAUCUGAUGUUUCUGUCGCAGCAUCUUUAGUGCCUUAUGUAAAAUAUGAUGAUGAGGAACCAGAAUAUUGUCUUGAUUUAGUUUAAACAAUCACUUUGUUUGUUCCUUUGUUCUGAACCACAGAGGUCCAGAGGUUCUCUGUGGUCCUCUGAGGUUCUCUGUGGUCCUCUGAGGUUCUCUGUGGUCCUCUGUGGUCCUCUGAGGUUCUCUGUGGUCCUCUGAGGUCCUCUGAGGUUCUCUCUGGUCCUCUGAGGUUCUCUCUGGUCCUCUGAGGUUCUCUCUGGUUCUCUGAGGUUCUCUCUGGUCCUCUGAGGUUCUCUGUGGUCCUCUGAGGUUCUCUCUGGUCCUCUGAGGUUCUCUCUGGUCCUCUGAGGUCCUCUGAGGUUCUCUCUGGUCCUCUGAGGUUCUCUCUGGUCCUCUGAGGUUCUCUCUGGUCCUCUGAGGUUCUCUCUGGUCCUCUGAGGUUCUCUCUGGUCCUCUGAGGUCCUCUGAGGUUCUCUCUGGUCCUCUGAGGUUCUCUCUGGUCCUCUGAGGUCCUCUGAGGUUCUCUCUGGUCCUCUGAGGUUCUCUCUGGUCCUCUGAGGUUCUCUCUGGUCCUCUGAGGUUCUCUCUGGUCCUCUGAGGUCCUCUGAGGUUCUCUCUGGUCCUCUGAGGUCCUCUCUGGUCCUCUGAGGUCCUCUGAGGUUCUCUCUGGUCCUCUGAGGUUCUCUGUGGUCCUCUGAGGUUCUCUCUGGUCCUCUGAGGUCCUCUGAGGUUCUCUCUGGUCCUCUGAGGUUCUCUGUGGUUCUGUGUGUGAAGUUAUUCUCUAAAGUUCAGAGUCCUCAGUGAAGGAGAAGAUGCAUCAUUAAUAAUGAUGCACAUUAUUUAACAGAACAAUCAUCUUUGAGAAGUCGAGCUGCAUCUGAUGAAUGCAGUGAUGGAUCAUAGAGUUUGAGUCUCUGAGUCUUUGUGUCUCUGGGUCUUUGAGUCUUUGUGUCUCUGAGUCUUUGUGUAUCUGAGUCUUUGUCUCUCUGGGUCUUUGAGUCUUUGUGUCUCUGAGUCCUCAGCAAUGAUUUAUUCCCCCGGGGGUUCAACAGAGUUAAAUGAAUGCCUGAAGCGUCUGAAGAGCCAGACGAGUUUCUACUGAUUGUUUUCCUGUCAUCUGACUAUUGAUUGGUCAACAAAUCGUAUUGUGAUAACAAUCAAACUUUGAUUCCUCUGCUUUUGUCUUUUGUCUGUUUGAACAAUGAAGAAACUUAAAUUUAUCGUAACAGGAUGACGUGAGCCGGUGAACGUUGUUUAGUUUCUGGUCCGUCAUAUUUCUAACGUGCAUAUCUGGUGAAUUUAACCAUGUAUAUUUUUGUAGGAAGAUAUUUUUGUAUUUUUUUAACACUGUUGUAUCGUGUUGGUACGUUUCCUCUGGUUGUAGCUGCUGGAUGGGUUACUGCAGUGGCUUGUGGGUAAUAUCCCACAGCGGCAGCCAAUCGGAGGCUCCGCCUCCCGAGAGGCGCCCAGACGGCACGUUUUGGGUUUCUGAUCUUUGAUCUGGUUCUAAAGAGGGAACAUUUUUCUAUGUCUAAGUUCCACCAGCUGCCAGAGGACCAACGUCUUCAUCGCUUGUAAUAUUGCCAAAUUCAAAAGGGAAGAUGAGAUCAUAAGAAUCAAUAAUCAACUCCGGUUGGAAAGGAGUGACUCAUCGAUGAGUCCGUCGACACGUUGGCGCUCAGAGCUUGUGACUCGUGUUUUCUUGAGUUGCUCCAGCGCUCUGGCCUGCAGCUCCGUGUGAGAGACUCAUGAAGCUUCAAUACUAUGUACGCUAUUUUUAUACACAUUAAAUAUUUUAUUUUC
Pseudoliparis swirei is the source of this 4678-nucleotide messenger RNA. Its product is annotated as ras GTPase-activating protein 2-like. The record is from RefSeq and is a predicted model, not a curated record. Gene Ontology annotation, biological process: regulation of GTPase activity. Lineage: Eukaryota; Metazoa; Chordata; Actinopteri; Perciformes; Liparidae. Bases 202 to 1731 code for a protein of 509 amino acids. The transcript has 15 exons.